Molecule: messenger RNA, 917 nt
Organism: Phragmites australis (common reed)
Lineage: Eukaryota; Viridiplantae; Streptophyta; Magnoliopsida; Poales; Poaceae
Product: inactive protein FON2 SPARE1-like
Exons: 1
Coding region: 153-527 (124 amino acids)
Source: RefSeq, a predicted model, not a curated record
CCCUCUCAGUCAUCCGCCUCCCUUCCCCAUCCCCAGCUCCCGCGUACCUCCUCGUCUCCUCGAGUUGCCUCCCUCCCCUGCUCUGCUCGUCCAAUCCAAGAACCAACGCAAGAAGCAGGCGGGCCACCGGUCGGGCACGCGCCGCCUCAGCCAUGGGGCCGUCAUGGUGUCGGAGUCUUCGUCUCCUCUUCUUCGCGUCCCUGCUCAUCUUCUCAGCCGCCGCCCUGCAGUCCUCGCCGCGCACUGGGAGCCGGCCGCCGACGCAGCAGGAGCUUCCCGCCGCCGACGCGCUCAUCGCCCGCAUGUGCGACCCCCGCAGCACGCACCCGGCGUCGGGCGUCCCUCCACUCUCCUGGUGCCACGGCCUGCACCUCAGGCGCCGCGGCGGGGCUGGGCGCCACCAUCACGGCCACCGGCCCGUGGUGCCGCUGCCGCCGACGGGCCGGGACAGCGGGGAGGAGAUCGAUGUGCGCUACGGCGUCGCCAAGAGGCUCGUGCCGACGGGGCCGAACCCGCUGCACAACUGAGACCCGCGCCGCGCGCGCGCGCCAACGACGAUCCGGCGCGGCGCGGUCAGUUCUUACUUUCUUGGACUCCGAGUUCUUGCAAGAUCGAGCAGCGCAUGCGAGCACCGCUCGUCGUCCUCUCUUGUUCCUGCUUUCCGGCCGGUACGCGCCUUGAUGCCCUGCCCUGGAAAGGACUUACAAUGGAGGAUCGAUCGAUGCCUACGUCUGCAUGACAAUAACAGAGAUAGAUGUGUAUGUAAGAGUAUAGGCUAGUUCUUCUUCAUCUUCCUUCCGAUUCUUGGCUUCUUGGCUUGCUGUUGCUCUGUUUCUUGGGUCCUUGUAGUUGUAGCCUUCUUGGCUUCCAUCGUUCAACUCAAAACUGGAAGUUUUUCGCGGCGGCGGUCCGCAGAA